ACACUUGUUCCCAGUGUCCUGGGCAGGAAGAGGGGCGACUUUGCCGGCGCUGCUGCCGUUGCCUGGUGGGGGGAGGGGUGCCAGCCCAGCCCAGAGCUCGGAGCCCACACGCGCCGCCACCCGGAGCCCGGCCAGGCGCGGCGGCGCGGGAGGGGCCAGCCAACCCAAGCCAUGAGCAACCAAUACCAAGAGGAGAGCUGCUCCGACAGGCCCGAAUGCAAAAGUAAAUCGCCAACUUUGCUCUCGUCCUACUGCAUCGACAGCAUCCUGGGCCGGAGGAGCCCGUGCAAGAUGCGGCUGCUGGGAGCGGCGCCCAGCCUCGCGCCGCUGGCCGGCAGGAUCGAGCAGGACAAGGCCGGCCAAGGUAAGCCCAGCCCAGGGGGGCAGAGGAAAGAGCGAGCGGGCCUGCCAGGCAACUUCGCUUCUCCGGGCAGCUCCAGCGAGCUCCGCGGAAAUCCUGCGCCCGGAGAGCGGGCCUAGAGCGCGGAGACCCCCUUGCAAGUGGCGUGGAUGGGCGCGUGGGUCUGAGAUGCAGGCGAUCAGGAAGGUUAGGAGGCAGAAACGGACUGGGAGGAACUCCGCUUCCCCGCCACUCUUGGGGUCUCUUUUUUGCCUUGCCUUCCACCACCAGCUGCAUCCCAGGCACGCCCGGAUCGCCUUUAGCUUGCUUGGGGAGAAGGGAGGUGGUGCCCCAAAUGCGGCUCUCCUCUUAUUUUUUGGGAGAGGGUGGGGUGAAGGAAGAUAAGUAACGGCGGCAAGUCAGCAGGUCCCUGGCGCGUCUUUUCCGUUGCUGCUUCGGCGGCGCCUUUCCGCUGCCAGGCCUGCUUGGGAGGGCGAAUAGAUAGGGCGUCCUUUGGCGGGGCUCCCGGUUGUAAAGAAAUGGGGCUCCGGGUAGAAUGUGUUUGGAGGGGACAGAGAAAAAGCGACCCCCCCCCAACAUGCAUAUACAGAGUUUUAAAAUAUUUUAAGCCUCUUUCUCUCCGGCCUUCCAAUGCAUGGGGAUCUUCGAGUGCCCGCAGAGCCGCUGGAAAUGCUUUUGACGAAGCCGACAGGUGUCAGAUUGUCGGCUGGAGGAAGGGGACUUUUAAUGAAUGCACUUAAAAGAAUAGUAAUGUUAAUAAGUCAAGUAGUUGGAAUAAAAACUAAUGCAGAGAACAGUUAGCUUUUGCUUUCGUCCAGACACAAUCCUCAAAUUUAUCUCUCCGUACAGUUCCUACAGGGGUGGGUUUUGAUAGAGCUUUCUGUGAAGGAUUUUGGUCUCGGGACGGGAAAGGGAGACGUCGAGAGAUUCGACCUGGUUUGGCAAAAAUAAUUGCAGCUGCCCGCCUAGAAAGUUGAAAGCAUCUGGGCUAAAUGGGGGGGUGUAUUUACACGGGGCCCCCCACGCACGGUCUGCCCUUUGCUCCGAGUCCGGGGCCCGUUUCUAGAUGCAGACCGAGGGUCCCCCGGCUGGGCGGCAGCGAAACGUGCCCGGCCGGGUCGGUGAUGGGUGCGUGUCUGUCUGUGUUCGUCUCCCCGGCAGGACCGGCCAAGGGCAGCCCAGCGGGCUUCGAGGCUGCCGAGUUGCACCUGCCGCCCAAGCUGCGCCGCCUCUACGGGCCCGGCGGGGGCCGGCUGCUGGCGAGGGCCGAGCGGGUAGAGGCGGGCGCCUCGUCCUGGGACUCGCUCAAGAUCAGCCAGGCGCCGCAGGUCAGCAUCAGCCGCAGCAAGUCGUACCGGGAAAACGCGCCCUUCCCGCGGGCCGCUGCCGCCCUCGACGAGCUGUCCAGCGGAGGAGGAGGAGGAGGCGGCGGCGGCGGCCUCGACGGCAGGCCCGGCCGAGACGACGAGUUGCUGGACGACGAGGACGACGAGGAUGACGACGACGACGACGAGGAAGAGGCCGAGGAGCUGGACGAGGAGCUGGAGGACGACGAGGAGCUGCUGGCCGAGGCCAAGGAGGCCCGGCGGGCCGCUGGGGGCCCCGUCGGCGUCGUCGGGGGACCUGGUGCGGCGCCGGGGACGGAGGGCGCCGACGGCUGCUCUCCCAAGGAGGAGCUGCUGCUGCCCGUCGACGAGCUGGUGGAGGGCAAGGACGGCGAGGACAGCGUGUGCCUGUCGGCCGGCAGCGACUCCGAGGAGGGGCUGCUCAAGAGGAAGCAGCGCCGCUACCGCACCACCUUCACCAGCUACCAGCUGGAGGAGCUCGAGAGGGCCUUCCAGAAGACGCACUACCCGGACGUCUUCACCAGGUAGGUGGCGAGGCGGUUGGGGAGGGGAGGGGCAGCUGCCCAACUUGGGGGUUCCGCGUGUCCCCAGGGCGCAAAGCGAGGUCAGCUGGUGCGGCUCCCCUGGCCACUCUUCGCUCAAGUUAGACGGGGCUGGAAGGAAACAAUCAGUAUAAACUCUUAAGAUUAAAAUCGACGGAGGGGUGUCUGCGAGCAGAAUCGGAAGCCUUGGGACUUGGGGAUAAAUGUACACGACAAGAAGAAAAAGUGCGCGCGCCUGGGGAUAACUUGGGAAGCUGUGAAACUGACGGGGUGGGAUAUGGUGGGAAAUUCCCUUCUCCCCCCGUUGUGUCCCAGGGCUUUAUUCAAUCCGCUCCGCGUCCAGGAGAAAAAGUCAUUCUUUUUUUGAGGUUCCCUCUCCUCAGAAGUCCAGACACCCCAUCCUUAGGAUAGGAGGAGAGAGGGGCUUGUGUGGCUCAGCCCGAGUUCGCCGGCCAAGGACAGGUUAGAGGUGGGUUUUGGCCGCGUCUUUGUCAAACCCUCUCCGGGGUCUAUUUUUGCCUUGAUCCUCCGGCUAGUCUGUCGGGUAUCAGUUUCAGCGCUCUCGGUGGAAGCUGGAGCGCUGCCCUGCCGCAGGGAAGCCCCGUGCGUAUAUAUAGAUAGAUAUAGAUUUGAAAAGAUCAAAGUAUUCCGCUUGAGAGGGCUAAAAAUAUGGGACGAGAUGGCAGCUUGCUUGGAAAGCUUUGGCAGAAGCCCCAAGCGCCCCAAGCGUCCGCCCGCCGGUUCAGGACGUUUCUGGGCACCGUCCAGAAAGAAAAAAGAAAAAGAUUUUUUUUUAAAGGGGGAGGGAAUCCGGAGGGAGAAAGUCAUUUUGAUCCACUGCCUUGCCUUGAGGUCUGCUCCUUACAGGGGUUUGAAGCAGAAGCCUAACCGCGCACGCUUACUUUGAAAGGAACCGGGCUGUUCGUCUUCCCCUGAAGCGCUGUAUCAGACGUGUAUCAGGCUUGAUCCGAAUUAAAGCGGUGUCAAGUUGCAUUUGCGCUUUCAAGGGGGAAAUCCCUGCCUCCCGUUAACUAGAAUCUGCUUGGGAGACGAACUUAAUUGCAGUGAAAAUGACAAUAAUGCAGAUGCCCAUUUUGUUUGCAAGUCUGUGCCUAAGUGGUUUGGUGGGUUUUAAUUUUUAAAUCACUCGGUAUCAGAUCCUUUCCUUUCUUUGGAUUCCCCCGUACUCCUUAAAUGCUCCCAUUUGCAAUCCGGAGAAAAGGAGAGGAGAGCAUAACGUUAUUAACGGGGUUACGCACUCAAUAAGUAGGCGAAUUUCGUUUUGAGCUGCAAAGCCUCUUCUGCGAGGAAUUCCUUUUACCGCAUCCGGAUCCGAGAAGGGUCGCUUUCAGCAAUAUUUGUAGCAAAGGUUUUGCUAUUUACCAAGAGGAAAGGAAUUACUGAUCCUCAGAAUACAGAGAUUCGUUUGGGCUUCUUAUUAAUUCCCUUCCAUAUUCUACUCCUCCUUGGGGCUGCAAUCCGGUCCCCAUUUUAACAGAGUAGCCCACCGAACUCGGUGGGAUUUACUUCCGAGGAGACCCACGUAACUCAGUUUAUUGCACUGUUAAAGUCGUUAGCCAAGGCUCGCCUCACCUCUAAUAUGGUGGGUGGGGAAGAGUAUUUCCAUAGAAAUGGGAUGGGAAGCAGCGUUUAUUUCUUGGCACAUUUGCUGGAAUCUCCUUCGGAGCCAGCGGGCGUAAGACGCAGCUUCGCCGGCGUGGCACAGGAAAUCACCGGGAUCCCCUUGCUUAGGAAACGGAACUGCCGGCUUGAGCGAAAGCUGUUGCCUUGCUUUGCCUCGCAGCCACUCAAGGCAACGGCCUGCCUAGGCAGCGCCCUUACUCUGGAAGCCCGACCGGCGUAUGCUCCGAUUUCGCUCGGAAAGGUCUUUGAAGUGGAAUGUGCCGGCUGAGGCUGGAGAAGUUUAGCCAGGCCGCUCCUCCCAUGGCGCACCUCGGGGCAGAGAGGCUUUGGUGCGGCCAUCUCUGUGAGGAGCCAGACCCUCGGGCUGGAGAUCUUUUUUUUUUAAAAAAAGAAAAAGUUGGCAGUCUGGAGGAGCUGGGCAAGGGCGAGCUGGCUCUUCCGCUCCAGCCCGGCCAGGCUCCCUCUCUGGCCAGCGCGGCGCUUUUCUUUCUAACGGAGGGAGAGCCAAUUAUCCCGGGAGCUCUCAUAUUCGAGGUAAACAGAUUAUAAGCAGUUUUCUAACAUAGUAAUGGUUUCCGAUUUGCCUUAAUUGUUGCAAUAAUAAUCGCAAUGAAGGGCUCGCGUUGCAGCUCAAAGGAUCUCCUCUGUGCCGCGGCGCGGCGUUUGGAGGGGGGAGCCUUGCUCCGGCGCGCGGGGCUGCCGGGCCUUGGCCGGGGUCGCGGCCCUUCCCAGCAAACUGACAAAGCCCCCGCUAGCAAGUUUUCCUCUUUUCACUUCCUCCAAACAUUUCCCCCUUCGUAACAACAACGGGAGGAAAGGUUUUUUUUGGGGGGGGGAGGGACUGGGACACGCAGAUCAAAACAAGAAACUUGGGAGGUGUUUUUUUCUAGUCUGCUUUGUGCACCCGAUUUCAAGCUAACGCUUCCUGGUUUGGGAUAUUAAUUUUUUUGCGGGGAGUGGGGGUAUUGGGGGCAUUCCGGGGCGAUCCAGCGUCAGUGCCAGUAGGAACUGGAGCGAAGGGUAGGAAACUGGCCUUGUUUGGGACUUUGCAUGUGGAUGGCUCUCCCCUAUAUGGGCAAAGAAGGAAGGAGGAGUAGUAGCCUUCACCAAGGCGGUGAGCCGCGGGACCCUUUCUCUCCCGCUACCCCGCUUCACAGGGCCUCACCUGAGCGUGUGUCUUGUUGUGCUUGUUUCCCUCCCAGGGAGGAGCUGGCGAUGCGCCUGGAUCUGACCGAAGCCAGAGUGCAGGUGAGUCCAGGGGCAGCUGCGAUGGGGACUGGGAGCGCUCUCUCGGCGGGCUUGGGGUCCCCGCAGGUGGGGAGGGAGAGGAAAUAUUGUUUAAGACCCUUGAACCCAAACAGGCGCUCGCUCCUUCUCUCCUCCCCCCACACCCCCAAAUUAAGACCAAACGCUGGGUGAUGGGUGCCAGUCUGCCCUUUCCCUCGUUGAAACCAGUUAAUUUCGUUCCGGCUCUGUACGGGGGGGGAGCAAGCCCCCAGCAGCUUUCCUUCUGCCCCCUUUCCACCCCCACCCCGAUGAAAGAACUAGCUGUGGUUGUCAGCCCAACGCAGCGAGAAGCAGGUAUUUGCCUGCGCUCUCAAAUGGCCCAUCGGGCCACCAUCAAAGGGCACUUUGGCGCUCGAGCAAACAGGGAGGGGCUGUUUGGUUUCCUCUCCGCUUGGCCCGAAGAGAGUCAGCUAAUGCUAUUUGAUUUCCUCGAUUUUGUUUUUGGCUCGGCGGUGCAAUGCUAUUAGAAGGUGUUUGCUCCCCCACCCCGAGCCUGGAGGCUACGCAGCGCGGAGAGCCAGGCGCUCCACUCGCCCUUCUUCGGCCAACCCCGCGACAGAUGGCGGCGGCCUUUUGCCUCCGCACAAAUCACUUUACACUGAAAGUCAGGCGCGGCGAAAGCAUCAUAAAUUCCAUAUGGCUCAUUUAAUACACAACAGCUUCUCGCAUUAGAGGGGCUAAUGAAGAGCCCGGUCCCCUCCUUUCUGUUGACACAUUUCUCCAUUGUCAAACAGAGAUGUGACAGCAAAUCAGGAUUUUCAGCUCAGGGGAAUGAGUCGUGGGAAAGUUAAAUAACUAAGAGAGAGACAGAGACAACCCCCCUUUUCUUUCUCGCCCUCCCUUCCCUCCCUAUUCAGUGGAGAAGAUGUAAUUAAGGGGAAUAUGAAUUAUUAGAGCCCCUCGGUUUACCUUUGGGUGUACUCAAACUUAUUAAUUCAAUAAGAGAGGGGGAAUUUGCAGUGGGGCCAAGUUGCUAAUUGAGUUGGAAACGGAAAAGACGCGCCGAGACGCCACGUUUGCCGUUGCCUUGAGCCGCAGUUCCUAGGCUGGCUGCGCUGGGACCUUCCUAGAGGCGAGUGGAGCAACACAAACGAGAAGAUGGUCCCGGUCUCCCUGCCCCCCUCCCCCCGAAUAUGUGGCUCUCUUUCUCAUUUUCCCCCAACCUAUUUCCAAACAAUUGCCUCCUAUGGAAGCCGAGGCUGCAAUCCUAUUAUAUAUCCUCACAUGGGAGUAAAUCCCAUUGAACUCGGUGAGAUUUACUUCUGAGCAUACACCUAUGGGGUUGCAUUGUCAAUCUGUUUAGAUUUUAGAAAGUAGCCCUCCCGUUUUUAUUCCUUUCCAAAUUUGGAGAGGGAUAUAUUUUCGGUAGUAUUUCAGCGCUUUGGCUCCAAAACUGGAGAAAGAUGUCGAUGGCUGAUAUGAAUAUAGAGAGAACCCCUCCCUGUUUUUAUUAAUAACUAGGAAAGGGGAGGGAAGCUUGUUUAUUGCUGCCCCUUUUGCUUUUCAUCUCCCCCCGCUGAAAAGACCAGAGCUCUUUGCAAAAUGUGAGCGUUCUCCCCGAGAACGGCUCUGGUGGCGGCUCUGAGUGUGGGUGGCUGCGGAGAUGGCGUAAUAAUAACCACAAUAAUAAUAAUGAAAAAUAAUUUGCACGGACUGGGAAAUUAGCGUUAGAGCCUUUUAAGUGCCACUAAGAAGGCAUGGGUUUAAAAUUGUCAUAAAAGAAAACAUGAUGUUUAGCGUGUGUGGCUGGCGAAAACAUUCAACUGUCUGUCAAACAGUGUAGUUGAGAAAAGGCGGGGUGUGUAAGGGGGGGGGAGAACCCGCUGAAAAGGCUGUAUACGUGGAAGCUUUUGAAGAAAAUAGGAGAACAUUAGGCGAGGUUGCUUGAAUGCAGUCGCAUUGGUUGUACUAUGUAUUAUGAAGGUGCGUCUUGCAGAAAGGCAGCCGCUUAAGAAGAAGCUGUUGCGUGUGUUUCUACCUGUAGCCCAGGAAGCCCAGCCUAGUCAGAGGCUGCUCAAGCUGAUCGAUCACUCCCGUUAAGAAUAAAUAGAUCUAUAUUAAGCCUGCCUUGGCCAGGCCAAGGGCUGGAUCCACUUUAAGGUCACUACCAGAUAUGAGCCAAACGAGAUGCGUUUAAUUAUUGUCUUUAUUUCCAAUAGGGCACCAUCUAUUUGCAUGGCGCUUUUACAGAUACCCAGGGACGGGGGGGGGGGAGAGGCAGGUCUCUGCCAGCGAGGAGCUUGCCAUCCAAAUUUCUACCGUGAGGGGGUCACUAAGGAAGACGGGGAGAAAACUGAUUUGUGAUGUCACUGUCACGUAGUUCUGUCCCAUUUGGGGUCUGCAUGCUCAGCAGUGAAACUUCCCACCCUUCUGCCCAAGCCAUUUGCUUCCACAUCCUCGCCCACCGAUCUGGCAGGCGCGAAGGACAUGGAGGAAAGGCAAAAUGGAGUCUGGGCGCAGAGAGGUGGGCGCACUUUUGCCAAGCCAGAGGCCCUUGCUUCCCUUUCCCCUUGGUCCCCUUUCCUCUAUGGGCCUCUCCCUGCGCAGGAGCGCUGGGUAGUUUCAGACGAUGCCUGCUCCAGAACCGCCACGGAAGCCCGAAGAUGUGCGCUGCGCUUAGGCCCAGGUCCCCCGACGGCCUUGGCGCCGAAGCGAGCGCUGGGCCUUCCCUGAGGAGGAGGAGGGGGAAGAGGAGGCGUCGUCGUCGUCGUCUCUGGGCUGCCGAGGAGCCGCGAGGGCCGCGCUUGACUAACCGCCUUGAACCCCCUCCCCACCCCCUUGUUUUAUGUUUUGGCUUCCAGGUCUGGUUCCAGAACCGGAGAGCCAAAUGGCGGAAGAGGGAAAAGGCCGGCGCCCAGAGCCACCCGCCCGGCCUGCCUUUCCCUGGGCCCCUGUCGGCGUCUCACCCGCUCAGUCCCUACCUUGAUGCUAGUCCUUUCCCUCCUCACCACCCAGCUCUCGACUCCGCCUGGACGGCCGCCGCCGCAGCCGCUGCAGCCGCCGCCGCCUUCCCCAGCCUGCCGCCUCCUCCUCCCGGCUCGGCAGCUCUGCCCCCCGGCGGGACCCCGCUAGGCCUCAGCACUUUCCUGGGAGCGGCCGUGUUCCGACACCCGGCCUUCAUCAGCCCCGCCUUCGGCAGGUAAACUUGAAGCAGGCGCGGCCUAAACCUCCCCCCCCCCCACGCUGUCAACUAGACCGUUACCGACGCGCGCACGUGCCGCGGCGGGGCUUCCUCCCGAGUACGCAUGCGUAAGGCACGCUUCGGUGUCGAAGUGGGCGGGGCCUCAAGGGAAUCCUGAGGGUGGGAAUGGCGAAGGCAAAUCUUGGCCUGCCUGGUAUUAUAUAGAUUUGGGCGCGGGUUGUGCGCUGAGGGCCCCGCGCGUGAAGGUGCAGCGCUGCUUCUGAAGGCAUGGGAAGGGAGAGUGGCUCUGUCUCCCACAGGACUAGAUCAUUGGCCAUUCAUUGGCCUCAUCCAGCAAGCUCUGUCUGGCCAUUUUCUAGACCUAGCGCAGGAGUGGUGGAACUUUUUCUGCUUCAGAACUUCAAGGGACCUGAGCCGCUUCCUGCUCAAACCUUCAGAAGUUCCUUUCAGUGUUCGCUGGGCCUAACUCCUGCACUUAUGGGCUUGGUGGCGCUGGAGAGGUUCCCUCCUUGUGCUGACAACAAUGACCUAAAGAUGUCCAUGCCUGGACAGGAUGCAAUAGUUCAGUCGCUUUGCUUCUGGGUUGCAAGUAUAGCUCCCCAGUCUUUAGAAUAUGGAAUUCGUAUGAGUUGGGAAUAAUAAUAAUAAUAAUAAUAAUAAUAAUAAUAAUAAUGUGUGCAAAGCUCAUGGUACCCUCCUGUUCCCUAAUUGGAUAGAGAUAACUUUAAAGGAAAAGGCCAGUCACUGACAUUUGCAUUUAGACCAUGAUCUUAAGCACAUUGGCUGGAAGGUACUCGUAAGAUUUUCUUCUAGCUAGAUAGCUUGGCCACAUAGCAUUAUUUAGGUGAUAGGAUGACAGUCCGUUUAUUAUAAUCUUAACUUUUAAAAUGGUCUACGUGCUUUUUAACACAUUCAUUUUACCUUUCAUCUUUGUUGAUAUUUGAUCCCACACUAGUCACAGAAAGGCAUAAAAUGAAAUCGAGAAAGGGAUUUAAAAAAUGAAUAAAGACAACUUAAAUCCACCGAAAAGUCACAGCAGUGACUAGAGAUAUAGCCUGUUUAGUUUACACCUGAACGGAAAACCAGGCUUGUUAGUCAAGGAUAAAAUAAAAUAAACGACACUGCAGCUACCUUUCUUUAAACAAUAAGCAAACAAUUAAUUUAAAAAAGUCAAUAGCUAAUUAUAAAGAGACAAAAAAGCAUUGUCGGGAUUUAUGGAAGCCGGAGAGAGGUUGAAAAUGGAAGAGCAAAAGAACUGCAGUGAUGUCUCUACUGAUGAGAACAAAGAAGGGAUAGAUUCAUCGCAGGCGAGACGCCACUUAACACAAUUAUGUGUUGGAGGAGGGUUGGGGAAAAUCCAAGUAAAAUUUAGUUUUGUGUAGUGGGGGAACGCGAGAGCCGCCCAGCUACAAGGAAAGCGUUUCUGCCUUUCCCCUGAGCCCCCGAGUGACUCAAUUUCCCUCAAGGCAGGCAGGCGGCUGCGGGGCUGUCACGCCCCCUACUUGCCGCCGUGAUUCUACACUUGGAGCGCUUCUCUCUGGCUGCAUCAGCCGGAGCCCUUGCGCUACCUCCCCUUGCGCCCCCCAUCAGAUUGAAAAAUGAGUUGUAAAAUGCUUACUAAACUGCCUGGCUAAUAGGCUGUGCGAUCAAAAUAGGCAGGCGACGAAAAAAGAGAGCGAGGAAGUAGUGAAGGGAGCAGAAGAGGAAAGCAGAGACUUUCCUCCUCGCGCUUCCAUCUUGCUCUUAAAAUGCAGUUUUUAGGAAAGCGUUUCACCUUCCAUAGAAACUGCCUUCUGAAAAGCCAAGCCACUGUGCAUAGAGGGUUCCCCGUUUUGCUAUUUGUAUUUUUUUAAAGAAAAACACCCUCGGAAAUCGUAGCCUAUUAGAGAUCAGCAAGAUGCAGACCGUCCCCCUUCAGGGCUGAGCUGCGCGAAGAAUUUCAGGAGCAGAGAGUCGGGGAACCCCCCCUCCCCGCGCCCAAGUAAUCCUCCCCAAGGCCCUCCCCGCGCCAGCCAGCCAGCCCGCAGUCCGGGAGCUUAGGCGGCUCCGGGCUUAGUAUGUAGCCCCUGUUGCCUUCCAGGCCCACAGUUCAAUUCCUAGCCGUGAUGAUGUCAAUAAUCACCUCCUUGGUUAAUGGAGAGUCUGUAUAUCUCGACGUGCCAGUCAAGGGGGUCAGUUGCUCUCUUCAGAGCGGCUGCUCCGGGGAGAGGUAAGGAAGGAAAACUAGAGGGGAAGGCAUUUCCAAGAUUGUGUCAUUGAGCCGGGAUGCUAGGGUUGCCGGAGAAUAAUUGGCAUUCCACUGUGCGGAAAUCCACAGGGACGGCGCGCCCUGCUGGGCGUGGGCAUCCGCCCCGCGAAGGAGCCGAGCGGCAGACACCGCUUCGGGCAUCCAGGACCUCUAAUAAGGCGGGCCGAGGAAAGUAUAGACAUCGGAAGGGCAAGGGGAGGGGCGCCCGAGAAGCGAACGUGAAGGACAAGGGAAAGAGCCCGCGGAGGCAGCGUAAAGAACCACCGCUGUAGCUUGGGGAAGAUGAAAGUGGCGGGAGAGGAGAGGGAAACUUGAGCGGGGAGAAAAGCCAUCACCUAAAAGUCUCGAUUGUUACUACUAUUUAUUAUUAGCACUAGUUUUUAAAAAAAUAAUUAUUCUCUCUGAUCACAGUAUAAGUCGCAGGCUCAAGCGUCGGCUGCCAGCGACUGCUGUCACUAGCAAAUGGGAGAGGGUUAGGCGCCUUACAGACAAUCUCGUUGACUGGGCGUUUCUCUUCCAACCCCGCCUGGCUUAUGCUGUCCCGAGAAGGGCCGCGAGUAGAAACGGGCCAGACCUUAAACUUGGAAAACCCGGGAUUCGAACUGUUCCCGGGAGGGAACAGAGGCGGGACGUUGUUUUGCACACCGCCCCGGGAUCCAAACAGGGUGAAGGGCGGUAUAAAUGCACUGAUCAAAUACAUAAAAGAGCAGGCGGCUGUUGCAACAUUUGCCCGGGUCGGGAUUGGCCACUCUUUCACUCGCAGCCCUGUAAUUCUGGGGUAGCCAACUUGACGCUCCCCAUAAAGUUGUGGAACGACAAAGCCCAUGAGCCCCCCGGCAACGGCUCAGAAGUAGUAGUGGGAAUUGUAGUCUCAACUGUAUGCGGAGGGUCGCGGGUUGGGCUUUCUCCGCCUUAAAUUGUAUAAGCGGAAGUUGAGAGUCCUCCGGAGGCCUGUUUCCUCGCCUUUGAAAGUGGGUUUGCCCUUGAAUGGACUACAACGCCCAUGAGCCACACUCCCUGGGCCUGAUGGGAGCUGGAGUCCAGCAGGCCCGCUUUCAAAGCAGCCUGACGCGGAUGAUGCAAUGCAGGCGCGCUUUUUUAGUGACACGGGGUUCUGGGGGUUUCGCCGGGUCGCCACUCCCUCGCCCGCGCGGAGUGGGCCUCGUACUGUCAGCUCGGCCCUGACCGCCCGGCCUGUGUCCUCUUGGCUUGCAGGCUCUUCUCCACCAUGGCCCCGCUGACGAGCGCAUCCACCGCGGCCGCCCUGCUGCGCCAGCCGGCCCCGAGCGUGGAGAGCGCCGUGCAGUCGGGCGGCCUCUCGGAUCCGGCCACGGCGGCGGCGGACCGGCGGGCCUCCAGCAUCGCGGCGCUGCGGUUGAAGGCCAAGGAGCACGCGGCGCAGUUGACGCAGCUCAACAUCCUCCCCGGGAACAGCACGGGCAAAGAGGUGUGCUAAGCAGCCCCGACGGGGCGGGGCGAGGCCGGCCAGAGAUCGCCUGGCGGAGGAGCGAAACCCAAGACCAAAACGGGAGAGCGAGAAGCAGACAGACACAUACAAAGAGACACCGAGGAUCCGCGGCGGAGAGCUUCUCCUCCGGUUCGGUACUCGGAGCAAGCCAGGCUCCUGCUUUUCAUGCUUCCCUCGGGCCAUUCAGCAGAAGCUCCUUGGCUGGGACUACCCCACGCACCCGCACCCCCCCUUCCCCAAUGUCAUUCCGUUUCUUGAACACCCAAGUACAUCCCAAGGAGGAGAAAGGAGAGAGGACCUUUCGGAGCGGGGCGCGUGGGCAGGUACGACGUGGCGGCGCAGCCCACGCCCCUCUCUCUCCCUUCGCCACAUCUAGUCAUGUCACCCUGGGCCGAUCUUAAGAGGAGCUUUGGGAGGACGUCGAAACCAAGGAUGCUGCUUGGGCCAGGCCAAAAGGAAGCCAAUGAUGCGAUGCUGUGUUAAAACGAACCGGUGCACUUAAUAAGGCAAAAGGGGAGCGGGGUGGGAUCGGGGAGAGAGUCUGGUCUUUUUUCUUUUCUUUUCUUUUCUUUUUGUCUGUGUGUGGAGGGGUCCUCCUAUCAUCACACCAACCAAGGGUUUUAUAGCAAACCAAAGGGAAAAAUAACAGUGCUAGAAUAUGGACUGUUUUAAAAAAAAGAAGUCACUAAACUGUGAUGCUCUGUACAUACCAUUGUUAUUAAAAAAAAUAAGAAAAAGCAAAAAAAGAAAAAAAGAAACACAACAACCCAGAGCUUUGUAUAUUUGAAAUGUUAUAUAACAAUUGCACUCCGUGUAGUGUUUGUACAAGUUUGUCAUUUCUGUAGAUUCUUACUGUGUUGUAGAUAUCAUAGGGUCCCUAGACAAAUAUUUAUGUACAAACCCUUUAUUUAACUUAUUAACUGUAGAGGUUCCUGAAACCAGAGAGAGAGAGAGAGAAAGGGAAAGAGAGUCGAAAAAAGAGAGAGACAGGGCGUCGGUACAGUGCUUUUGUGUAAUGUUGUUAUUGCUCUCACUUUCCCUUGCGACCAAGUGGAAAAGUGUCACCCAUAGAAAAUAAAAUAUAUAUAUAUACAUUUAUGAAGAAUUUGAAAAGAUACCUGGAGAUGCAGCGUCAUGGGAAGUAAAUUGUGCUUCAUCACCAAGGUGGGGGAGGGCUAGGGUACCAAGGACUUGAUUGAACUCUCCAGCUUUACAGAUAUUUGUC
Messenger RNA from Podarcis lilfordi (Lilford's wall lizard), 13263 nucleotides. The record is from the annotation of a GenBank genome assembly. Lineage: Eukaryota; Metazoa; Chordata; Lepidosauria; Squamata; Lacertidae.